This is a messenger RNA of Pogonomyrmex barbatus (red harvester ant), 2679 nucleotides long. RefSeq names its product phospholipid scramblase 1. Gene Ontology annotation, molecular function: phospholipid scramblase activity. Lineage: Eukaryota; Metazoa; Arthropoda; Insecta; Hymenoptera; Formicidae. Gene Ontology annotation, cellular component: plasma membrane. Gene Ontology annotation, biological process: plasma membrane phospholipid scrambling. The record is from RefSeq and is a predicted model, not a curated record.
CAUGAUCGGCAAUGGUAAUUAAAAUAUUGCUUAUAUCAUAUUAUUGCGAUUGGCCACGAGAAAUUCGAACUAUGUGUAUGUUAUUUUGUCUCGAUCAUGCGGUUAUGCAGAAGGACAACCCACGGACGAUAUGUCCCUGCAAUAGUUGGUCAAUGUUUGUCGAGAGCGACGAUCAGUAUAAAGUAGAUAAUAACCGCCUUCAGUAGUCACCAUGUGCCCUCGUGUAGACCAUUACGUUUGUUAUCACUUAUAUUCAUAUAAUGAAUAUAACGACGACUUUUCGACUUUAAUAUAUCGCGUUCGCCAUUGCUUAUCAUUGUUCUUCGAGAUAUAAGAUAAAAUGAUUAUUCUACCUGUGUUUCUGUGUUUAAAUCGUGAAAUAUUCCGAUAAGCACCGACGUGACAGUGCGACAGUGCGCGAUUAUUCAGAUUCCAUCAGUGUAUUAUUUGCCUCUUACCUACGUAGUUGGUGAUAUCUGGUGAUAAGAACACGAGGAGAAGAAGAGGAGAAAAUGGAAGAAGAGAGAGAGAGUUGAAUUCAAAAAUUGAGUAAAUAAGAAACCGAAAGCACCGAAGAGAAUAACAAACAGAGAAUUUUGAUAUAUUGAAUUUAAAGAAAUAAUCAACAGCUCGAGCUUUAGAAAUCUCUCUUCCCUCCCCCUCCUCUCUUCUUUUUCCUUUCUCGCUGUUCCUCUCCUCUGCUGAAAUUCCCGAGUUGAAUAGUCCUCAAAUUUCUUGAAGUGUUAAAUUCAUGAAAAUAUUGGAAGCAGAUUGUGAAUUUUUGUGUAAACAAUAUUAAUUUUCUCGGCGUGAAGAACAACUGUGUUGGCAGGAGAUAAUAAUUACAAUUUGCGAUGUGGCUUUCGCAAAUGUGUGUAUAUCGCGUUAUUGUCUCGUAUUUAUCUCCCAAAUGAUAAAUGAAAAAAAAGGAUGAAAAUUCCAAGCCGGAGGAAAUAAGACUCGCGGAAAAAGUUUUAUCUCUCGCGUCUUCGACGAGGGUCGAAAACGCAGUAAAGUAAUUGCGAUAACUCGCAAACGUUGUUGGAAAACGGCGCGCAUCGGCGCAACAGUUAUUCUUGUAAGAUCUAAUUAAUCACAAUAGGAAAUGACGGAUAACAGUAAUAAAAAUUUCGGAAGCUGAGUUUGAUCUAAUGCAAAGGAAAAUUUGAAAUCAGAGUGAUGAAAGUUUUAAAUAAAAAUUUAAUAAUAAUGAAAUUAUUAAAAAAAAAUGGCAAUAAUUUGAAAGAAAUAGUUCUGAAGAUAUUCAGCUAAAAUAAUCAAUGUCAAUCCUUGAUUACACAGAUUUAAGAUCCAUAAAUAAUUCUGAGAUUAACAAUCGUGAUAACAGCCGCGAUUAGGCACGAUAGCGAAAUUUUUAAUUUUAGUUUCUAUAGCGAUAAGAGCACUUCAAUUUCAGUCGGUUUCUCGGGACAAGUGUGUGUGUGUGUGUGUGUGUGUGUGUGUGUUUUGUGUAAAAAAAGUACGAUAUAUUUACGAUAUAUUGAUGUACAAUAUGCGGCGUUCUAUGCGUACGACGGAAUCCCUAUACUUCGAGACUUCGUGGAAAGUCAAACUAGAACAGAUCCGGAGACAACUGCGAACACUCUUCCGAAACACAUUGGGACGUUAUUGCAAGUCGAAGAACAAGAGCUAUACCAGAUUUCUGACGGAGGAAGAACAGAGGUGGCUGGCAGCCGCCGAGUAUGAUAUAUCCACACGGCUUGGAAUCCCUUAUCAACCUUGAUUAUCUUUUUGUCAACCAGAAAAUUGAAUUGCUUGAAGCAUUUACCGGAUGGGAAACCAAGAACAAGUACGUUAUUAUGAAUAAUAAGGGUGAACCGGUGUUUUACAUGGCCGAGGACUCGGGGGUCUGUUGGCGAUUGUGCUUGGGAAAGUAUCGCGCAUGCGAAUUCAACAUCUUCGACAAAAAUCAGCAACAGGUUCUUCGAAUGGUUCGACCCUUCAGAUGUGAUGGUUGCUGUUGUCCUUGCUAUUUGCAGGUUUUAGAAGUAUAUUCCGGAAAUAUUCUAUUGGGCAGUGUUACUCAAGAGUGGAGUUUCUGGCGACCAAAGUUUUAUAUUCGUGAUGCAUCCGGCCAACCAGUGUUGAUGAUAAAAGGCCCGCUUAUUCGUUUCUGUAUUGACGUAAUCUUUAAGGUCAAAUCUCUAGAUGAUGAGCAUCGCCUUGGCAUGAUCCGAAAGCAGUGGAGUGGCUUUGCUCAAGAAUUUUUUACUGUUUCCGAUAAGUUUGGGAUUAAUUUUCCGCGCGAUCUUGAUGUGAAGAUAAAGGCUGUUUUACUGGGAGCAUGUCUGCUAAUAGACUUCAUGUAUUUCGAGCAGGAGGCUUGACAAAUAAUUGACAAAAUCGAUCUACUUGUUGUUCUUGCUCUUGUGAAUGUGUUUCUUGCUUUUGUGAAUGUGAUGAAUGUGAUGUAAUGGAUUCAAUAGAUGCAGUUUAAAUUUAUUGAAGAUCACACAAGAGAAGAUUCGCAUGUUGCGAAAAAAAUUUGCUAUUUUAUCUUCUUCGUGAAUCACGACAGAAAGCAUUAAAACAAUACAAUGACAAUGAGUGACUACACGAUUAUAGAAUACGCUAAAUUUAAAAAGUAUUGUACACUGAUUUUUAAAAAAAGCUAUGAACAUUUUUCUAACUCACUCUAUUAAACAUAUUUUAUAGUGU